Aspergillus piperis CBS 112811 is the source of this 1546-nucleotide messenger RNA. RefSeq names its product lytic polysaccharide monooxygenase AA11 family protein. The transcript is spliced from 2 exons. The coding region runs from base 153 to 1370 and encodes 405 amino acids. The record is from RefSeq and is a predicted model, not a curated record. Lineage: Eukaryota; Fungi; Ascomycota; Eurotiomycetes; Eurotiales; Aspergillaceae.
CUUUGAUUUGGUUCUACAAAGGUAUUGUCAUCUCGUCUUAUCCUGACUUUUGCUCAACGCAACCAUCUGUUCUGUCUCGUCUGGUACGGUCAGAAAUUCAAACACUCCUUUAGCUGUCGAAUAGUGCAAAACAAAAACGACGCUCCUUCACCAUGUUCUCCAAGUCGAUCCUUACGGCAGCUGCUCUUUUGGGCAUUUCGGCCGUCGAAGCACACAUGAUCAUGACUGAGCCCAUUCCCUAUGGAAAGGAUACUCUCAACAACUCGCCUCUGGCAGCCGAUGGCAGUGAUUUUCCUUGCAAGCUGCGCUCCAACACCUACGAGGUCAGCGAGUGGAAUACCGCCCAGAUCGGGGAGAGCAUGCCUUUGACCUUUGAGGGUUCCGCCACCCAUGGUGGUGGCUCCUGCCAAGUCAGUCUGACCACCGAUCUGCAGCCGACCAAGGACUCCGAAUGGAUGGUCAUCAAGUCUAUCGAGGGUGGCUGCCCCGCCAACGUGGACGGAAACCUUUCCGGUGGUGCUUCCAUGGCCGAUCCUACCAAGUUCAACUACACCAUUCCGGAAGGCAUUAGCCCCGGCAAGUACACGCUCGCCUGGACUUGGUUCAACCGCAUUGGAAACCGUGAGAUGUACAUGAACUGUGCACCCCUCGAGGUCCAGAGCGCUUCUUCUUCUAAGCGGUCCGAUGUUGAGGAAAAGCGCGAUGUUGAGAAGCGCUCUUCCACCUUCCCUCCCAUGUUUGUCGCCAACGUCAACGGCUGCACCACCUCCGAAGGUGUCGACAUCCGAUUCCCGCAGCCCGGUGACGACAUCCAAUACAACGGCGAGCCUAGCAACCUGGCUUCCGCUGGUGCCGCCGCCUGUACCGGUACUCCCACUUUUGCUGCCGCUGGUGACAGCAGCUCUGGCUCCAACUCUGGAUCUGGCUCCAGCUCUGGUUCCGGCUCUGGCUCCGCCAGCUCUUCGGCCGCUGCUGUUGUUACUUCUGCCCCAGCCGCCACCUACACUGCUCCUGCGGUUGCGAACACUCCUGCACCCAGCUCUGGCAGCAGCGGCUCCAGCUCUGGUGCUGGCUCCAACUCUGUCUCCAGCCCUCAACCCAGCUCCAGCUCCAGCGCAAGCUCCAGCUCCAGCUCCGGUGCGCUCUCUGGAUCUUGCAGUGUGGAGGGCCAAUGGAACUGCAUCAAUGGCUCCUCUUUCCAGCGCUGCGCCAACGGCCAGUGGACCCCUGCUCAGAAUGUGGCUGCUGGUACCCAGUGCACUGCUGGACAAAGCUCCAACUUGGCCAUUUCUGCCAUCAAGUUGAAGCCCCGUACCGUUAGGGAGGGCCGCGCCAGACGCCACGCUCACGGUGGACAUGUGCACGCUUAAACGUGGAUUGAUUGAAAAUGUGAUCCGGGUGGCUAGCCCAUACCGAUCGAGACUUACAUUCGUUUCCUUGCACAAGGCGUAGUGCUCGGACCCUUUUGAGAUUUCCUGUUUACCUUCUUGUACCAUUUGCAUUUUCAGUAGAGAGGAUCCCAAAUGAAAUUAACGUUGGCCAACGA